AUGUCGGCAGACGGGAUAGUCUGGGAAUGCAUAAACCGCGGCUUCUGUUCUUUUAAGAUUAAAACAGAUCGGACCAUCUUUUGCACCAAUAAGUACAACAUUACAGGUAUCUGUGAGAGAAAGUUCUGUCCCUUAGCAAACAGUCAAUACGCCACCGUCCUGGACGUUAACGGACACAUAGUUCUUCAUAUGAAGGUUAUCGAGCGUGCGCAUCUCCCAUCCGAACAAUGGGAAAUGGUGGAACUCUCGCAGGACUACAAAUUGGCCGUCAAGCAGCUCCACAAGAAUCUCAAAUAUUGGCCGGUGCACAUACGCGACAAGUGCCGUUUGCGCCUCAAGAAGAUAAAGGAAAUGCAUAUCCGGAUGCACAGACUUGAGAAAACCAUAGAGCCACGACUAGUACACAUCAAGAAGAAGGCUGAGCGGCGAGACAUGUUGAGGCAGGCAAAGGCCUUGGCAGCAGCACAGAUAGAAAAGACCAUCCAAAAAGAGCUCCUCACACAGCUCAAGGAAGGAAAGUAUGAUGAAAUAUACAAUUUCUCUACGCUGGCAUACAAGAGCCUAGUAACUGAAACUGCUGGCAAGAAGCCGGUCAAGUUCCACGAUAAUGAGGAGUCAGAGGGCCGCAUGCAGAAGGAGCGUGAGGUGAGCACUGAAGAGGAGUAUGAAUACGAAAAACAGGAACGAGAACCGGUGCGUGCAGCCGCUUAG
Messenger RNA from Giardia duodenalis, 711 nucleotides. RefSeq names its product RNA binding protein. The coding region runs from base 1 to 711 and encodes 236 amino acids. NCBI's taxonomy places the organism in Eukaryota, Fornicata, Diplomonadida, Hexamitidae. Gene Ontology annotation, biological process: maturation of LSU-rRNA; maturation of 5.8S rRNA. The record is from RefSeq and is a predicted model, not a curated record. The transcript has a single exon. Gene Ontology annotation, cellular component: nucleolus; preribosome, large subunit precursor.